Messenger RNA from Cucumis sativus (cucumber), 742 nucleotides. RefSeq lists its product as uncharacterized. The record is from RefSeq and is a predicted model, not a curated record. The transcript has a single exon. Gene Ontology annotation, molecular function: DNA binding. Lineage: Eukaryota; Viridiplantae; Streptophyta; Magnoliopsida; Cucurbitales; Cucurbitaceae. Bases 1 to 672 code for a protein of 223 amino acids.
AUGGUUAAGGUACGAUACACUUACAAUAACAAAAUAGUUGAAAAGCACGUAUAUGAAGCAUCUCUGGCUCUUUGUCACAUGAAAAAUAGUAGAUGUUUGAAACCAUUUGAGAAACCAGUAACUCGUUUAAACAAUCGAUUUUCAAGUUCAACUUCCAUUUCUAUACUCAACAAACAACCUCCGAUACUCAUUGAACGUGCUCCGAUAGUCAAUGAAGCUUUACCCAACAACAACAAUGAAAAUGUGGCUGUAGCUGUGGCUGGUAGAGAUUGGGGUAGAGUUCCGCCAAUGGCAGUGAUCCAAAACAUAAUUGGAGAGUGCAGUCCACCGUUUGUGAAGCAAUUGAUGAAAACAGAUGUGACAGAAAGUCAAGGGAGAUUAGCACUUCAUAAAGAGUUUGUGACUCGUAAUUUGAUUCCAAUGUUCAAUAGAGGUGAGAAUUUGAAGAAUGGAAUUAGUGUUACUGUUUAUGAUAGUGAAGGAAGAGAAUACGACAUGAUAUUCAAGUUUUGGACUUCUAAGCUUUAUGUGCUAACGAAAAGUUGGAAUAAAUUUUACAAGAGCAAUAAUUUGACGCGACCCGGUGAGUUUAUUAGUGUUUGGAUGUUUCGACACGUCGUCAAUCGUAAGCUUUGCUUUGCUAUUAUGAGAGGAGAUGCUGAACAACGGUGACCAACUGAAUCAAAAAAUUUUUUAUACAUAUUUUUGUAUUUUUUUUGUUUGAUACAAAAAAAAAAGUGUA